GCAAAAACACAAAUUAUUCACAUAUGAUUCUUUAGCAUAUCUCAAUAAAGCCUGAGAAGCUCCUAAUUGUAUAAGUAUAAAGAAUCUAAUCCUUAGUGUGACUAAAGGGAUUAACCAUGUGAAUAUAUUUAAACUAAAAUCCACAUCCCCAUUCAUGGGCGUUUUAUGUAGUUUGACAGGUGCGUGAACGGCCCAAAAACAAACAGCUGAGCAAGCGUGGAGGGUUUGGGUUGUUUAUGGCCGUUUAAUGGCUGUAUUAAGAGUUUCGCUGAUGGCUGGUGCGCGGUGGUUUUUACGCGGCGGACAAGGCCGGUGUCAAGCGGCGGCGCGGCGGCGCGGACCCCGGGGACGACGGCACUCGCAAAAAGCACCUCAUUCAUAAGUGAUGGAACAGCGGCGCAUGUUCACACGCCUACACAUCCACUGUACUAACACCACUUAGCGCGUAGUGAACUCGGGAUUGACAGCGCUGCGGCUAAUGCACUUUGCACACGUUGCAAACCAUUAACUGCGUGGAUGUUUGUUUUUUUUAGUCAUUUCUUACAGUGUUGGCACGAGGCGGCCCCUCGCCAACAAAGCACUUAAUAUGCAAAUCAGGGGGAAAAUAAGAAGUAAAGUUUUACCCCUUAGUAAAUCUGGGGGGGAAACACAUGAGUGAGCACGUAAAGAAGCAUAUGAGAAAUGACAUUUCUUUUUGCCGGUUAUUUUUGUGCCCUCUGCAUAAUGGUUUGAAUCUAUAAUUUAGUCCCCAGUAGCCCUCCAGCGCCAGGGCCCGGCAUGUGAUGCGUCAGCAGCUGUGUCGUCGUUCACAACGUACAGUUGUGCAUCCUCUCCCGCGGUAGCGCAUCCUCCUCAGAGCCGCGCUGUCACUGCAAUUACAGGAACACGCACUCUCAAAUCCGCCUUUGUGCGUUAAACAGGUCACCGCCGCAAAGUUCCAAGACAAACACAGCCUUAUUGUGCUGCGGCCUUCACUCCUGUGCAUUAAUAUCACCUGAUCUGAGCAAUUCAUCAGGCUCCACGGGACAGAUAAUAGUGGCUUUGUGACACUGGCCUCAUCUUGGCUGCGCGUGUGGCUUUUCUGCAAACAUCGCCCGGACAACAACACAUCAGACAAUAACCGGGCAAAUAUUAGUUUUGGAGCUGUUAGACGCGUGGACUCUGGAUCUGGAGGGAGGAAGCUGACACCGUUUAUUGUGAUGGAUAAUUUUGCAACUUGUUGUUUGCAGGAAAGUAACUAAAUGACUUCUUGAAAUAGAAUUACAGCACUUUUGAUAUUAUCAGAAAAACUUAGUAACUUAAAAAUAUAAAUUGAAUUUUGAUUCAUUUUUACAUUUUAUAUUUUAUAUUUUUAGAUUUAAUUUUCAUUUUUAUUUUGAAUCCAUCCAUCCUGGUGUAAAACAAAUAUCAAAAAAUCCUAUUACUGAUUCAGUGUAGUAGUAAAAUAAGCAAAAUUUCUUAAUUAAGAGUAAUAUUAUUAAGCUACACAAGUCCGACUGGCCUAGAAGCUCAGAUAAUACUCCAGCCCAGUGCUUAUUCCCUUGAUGAUCACGCUGGUAGAAAUGCUACUAUAAUCCUCAGUUAAUGAUUCACCUCAUCUGAUAAUCCUGUCUGAUAAAGAUCCUCUGAGGAAUAUUCCUUAAUCCGCACGAUCAACAAGGUCUUAGGUUGCUUUCACUGAAUAUCGUCAAGAAUCACUGACAAAGCGCAAAAUACAGCACAAUAGACUGGUAUCAAACAUAAUGGGUGACUUUAGGCAUACGCACAGUAUCCUUUUUGCACGUUACCACAUACAGUGCUGUAUGUUCUUCAUCAGUGGUGAGUGGUGACACAAACUGUACUGUACUGUAUGUAACAACAGGCCCAAAGCCCAGCAGAGAAGAACCAGAACUGCACAGUGUCACCUGUGUGAAGAUGUUUGUUACAGCUGGACACGUCCAGGGGCUGAUGGAGCUGAUGAUGCCUGUUUUAAAUAUUGAUGCCGUCUACAGGUGCAGUUGACUGACUGCAGAUUUUUAAAACCUAACCUGGAACUGUACUUUGAAUGAACUCUGCACUCUGUGAAGUAUUCGCUAGUUAUUUAUCCUUAGGUGCAGUAUAAAUGUAGUAAAUGUAAUAAAGCUUCUUUUAAAUGUUUUGUUUACUCCAAAGGUUGGUGUGUGUUUCUGACCUUCUUCCUGGCGUUCAGCGUUGCAGCAUGAGACGACACGGACAGGUUCUGCAUGACUUCACUUCAUUGAACAUUCACACCAUCAUUUCCGUGUCAACACACUGUCCACCUGUUUCCGGCAGCCUCACGCGCUGUCUCAGGUUUGACAGAUGAUGAAUCAUCUGAAACAUCAUAUCAGUGUCCUUUCUGAAAGGUUUCCUGUUGAUCUGAAUAUAGUCCCAAUUCUAGUGUAUGGCCCAGCCUAAUAUUUGUAUAUUGUCACGGAGCUUGAGCUGGAUUCUGUGCAGUCAUGUCAUUUUUGCGUUUAUUACAGUGUGUGAUAUGAUGUUGGGCUUUUAAUUUCGGAGCCACUGGUGGAAAUGAGCACUUCUUGACCAUUACUGAGUAAACCAUAACGCGCAUUUGAAGAGUCUAAAGCAUCCAGACGCAUUAACUAAAACCCGUGAAGGCGGCUCCGGUAUCAUGUUUGCCGCUUAAUGUGCUGUUUCCAGUCAAAUUUCGUAUCGCGUUACAACAUGCGCUCGGCUUCUCUGCUGUGAAGAAAAAAAAACAAAGCAUGUGAGCCAAUUGGUCACAAGGGGCAGUGUCCUGCCUGCAAUAGGAUUCACUGGCUCCACACACUAUUUAAAGCCUUCUUGUGGUGAUGAGUAGAGCAUCCAGGUCCUCAUCUCACCAGCAGCAUCACAGACACACAGUUCGUGCGAGGAGCAGCUGGACGCAACAAAACGGCUUCAACCUGCACCCCCUUGGAUGUCCCUCCGGACGCCGCAUCCCGGCCGCAUCCAGUGAGCGCGACGCCAUGAACUUCAGCAGGGAGGUGGCUCGACAGACCAGCUGCUACACGUACGUGAUCGAGGACGACGAGCCGGGCCUGGGGAGCCUGAACGUGUUCGAGUUGACGGAGAAGGGCGACCUGACUCUCCUGGAGAACCUGGUGAGGAGGAGCCCAGAGGUCCUGCAGGAGAAAGAUGAAUGCGGGGCCGGUCCCCUUCAUCACGCCGCCGCGGGGGGCUACGUCACCCUCAUCCAAUUCAUCACCACCCUCGCAGACUCGCAGGAGCUGAACAGCUGCGAUGAGCAGGGCAACGUGCCCCUGCACUGGGCAGUGGAGAGGAACAAGCCCGAGAGCUGCAGGGCUCUUUUGGACCUGGGGGCCGACCCCAAUAUCCUCAACGCGGCGCUGCUGUCCCCCCUGCACCUGGCCAUCAACCUAGGACACAACAGCCUGGUGGAGCUGCUGCUGUCCUACAGUGCUACAGACUGUAACCUGGAGGGGGAUCUGGGGAACAGCCCCGUGAUACUGGCCUGCUCCAUCAACAACUGCGAGGCCCUCAGCAUGCUGAUAAAACACGGCGCGAGGCUGUGCCAGCAGAACAAGCUCGGCCAUUUCGCCAUACACGCGGCUGCCUUCGCGGGCGCAAAGAAGGCCAUGGAAGUCAUCCUGAAGGCUGGAGAGGAGCUCGGCCGCUCAGCCGAGUGCCACAUUAACUAUUUAGACAAGUCCAAGAGCAGCCCGCUCCACCUGGCCGUGCGCGGUGGGAACAUCGACGUCAUCCGCUUCUGCAUCGCGAACGGGGCCAAAGUCGACCAGCAACAGAACGACAGGUGCACGCCGCUCCACCUGGCCUGCACCCAGGGCGCCACCGAGGUGGUCAAGCUGAUGCUCUCCUCCGUGGACCGCGUGGACGACAUCAUCAACCUGACCGACGGGGCGUGUCAGACCCCUCUGCACAGGGCUACAAUAUUUGACCAUGCAGAGCUGGCGGACUACCUCAUUUCUUUGGGCGCAGCGCUGAACCACAUCGACUGUAAAGGUCACUCUCCUCUGCUGCUGGCGACGAGCUGCGGCGCGUGGAGAACGGUGGCCCUGCUCCUGUCCAAAGGGGCUAACGUGAACGUGAAAGACAGGUGCGGCUGUAACUUCCUUCACUUGGCCAUUCUGCAGCCCAAGGGCCUGAAGAAUCUCCCGGAGGAGGUCCUGCAGAAGACCUGCGUGAAGACGCUGCUCAGCUGCGAGGACAGCGAGGGCUGCACGCCGCUCCACUACGCCUGCAGACUGGGCAUCCACGACUCCGUCAAGAACAUGCUGGGCCUCUCGGGGCAGGUCGGCCUCGCGUGCAAGUCCAAGGAUAAGAAGUCGGCCCUGCACUUUGCUGCUCAGUACGGCCGCAUCAACACGUGUCACCGGUUGCUGGAGAGCAUCACGGACUCCCGUCUGCUGAACGAAGGGGACGAGCGUGGCCUGACGCCGCUGCACCUGGCGUCGAGAGGCGGCCACACGAAGGUGGUGCAGCUGCUGCUGCGCAAAGGCGCGCUGUUCCACAGUGAUUACAAGGGCCUGACUUGUCUGCACCACGCUGCAGCUGAAGGAUACACACAAACGGUGGAGAUCCUCCUCUCGGCCAAUCCCAAGCUGCUGGAUAAAACCGAUGAAGACGGGAACACGGCACUCCACUUCGCUGCGAGGGGGGGGCACGUGGCUGCGGUCAGGCUCAUGCUGAACCGGGGAGCGGAGCUCGUCCUGAACAAGAACGACAUAUCGUUCCUGCAUGAAGCUCUGCAAAACGGAAGGAAAGACGUGGUCAACGCUGUAAUUGACAAUGAGAGAAGCACGGAGGCUUUGAAACUGUUCUCGCCCGACUCCAGCCAGCGAUGUCCCAUAUUUGACAUGAUUGAGUUUCAGCCCGAAACCUACAAGUACCUGCUGGAUCGCUGCGUGAGGGAGUCUGACGACGACCACAACAGCCCCGACUACCACAUUGAGUAUGACUUCCGGUGGCUCCAGGCUCCGCUGGAGGUGACGUUCGAGGAGAAGGGGAAGUAUCAGCCGCUGGCUGCCCUCAACGCCAUGGUGCAGUACAACCGGAUCGAGCUCCUCAACCACCCUGUCUGCAAGAAAUACCUGCGGAUGAAGUGGAUCGCGUACGGCAGCAGGGCUCAUCUGCUCAACAUGUUCCUGUACCUGCUGGGCCUGUUGCCCCUCACUCACCUGAUGGUCACCCUCAGACCCACCAUGAACACCACCGACACAGGCGAGCACCAGAUCAUCAUGGUGCCCACAUCCUUUAUUGAGCAAAGUCUGUUCUUGAGCUUCUGUAUGGUGAUGGUGCUGGUCAUGAACAUCUACUGCAUAGGCAAGGAAGUGGUGCAGAUAUCACAGCAGCGCUGGAAUUACUUCAAGGAUUUUUCCAACCAAUGUGACUGGAUGUCGGCCAUCUUCUCGCUCCUGUACAUCAUCCCUCUCAUGUCCAAUGCGGAGGGCUCUUUACACUGGCAGGCGGGGGCGGUGGCAGUUCUAAACUCCUGGAUUGGAUUCCUCCUGUAUCUCCAGAGGUUCGAGGGCAUCGGCAUCUACGUUGUGAUGUUUGGGGAGAUCAUGAAGACGCUGGUUCGCAUUGUAAUGCUGUUCACGUAUCUGAUGUUAGCAUUUGGAUUGGCGUUUCAUGCUCUGAUGCUAAACCAGAAACAGUUCGAGAGCGUGCCGCUCUCGGUGAUGCAGACUUUUGCCAUGAUGGUCGGGGAGCUGAACUACCAGAACAACUUCCUCGAAACCUAUCUCGACAAUAAACUUCCCUUUGGUUUCCUGACUUACUGGGUUUUUGUGGCCUUUGUUCUGCUCAUGCCAAUUCUGUUGGUGAACCUGUUGAUCGGCUUAGCAGUUGGGGACAUUGCAGAGGUCCAAAGAAAUGCUGCUCUGAAGCGAAUUGCCAUGCAGAUUGACCUCCACACGGCUCUGGAAGACAAACUCCCCUACUGGUUUAUGAAGCGAGUCGACAAACCCUCCGUCACCAUCUACCCAAAUCGCAAGUGCUCCCGGCACUAUUUAAAGCAGUUAAUCACGGGCGAAGAGGAGACCAGUGAAGUGUGGAGUCGUCUUCAGGCCAAAUCCCAGAACUGCUCAAUGAUAGAGAACGAGCUCCGAAAGCAGAAGUCCAGGAUGAAGGAGAUGUCGAGCCUGCUGGAGAAGCAGCACAGCCUCCUGAAGCUCAUCAUCCAGAAGAUGGAGAUCAGCUCGGAGGCGGACGAGUGCGACGGCCCGGCGACCGCCAAAGGCAGCAUGUGGCCCAGCAUGAGCCAGGUGAAGGCGAGGGGCCACGCGGUGUCCCGCUGGGUUCCGCUGAUGAAGGCCAUCGAGUCCAAGAGGAAGUGAAGAACAUAUCUACACGCCCAUGCGAUUAUUUAGUACAAAAUGCAUAAAUGUGAACGUAUACAGUGUAACGGUGUAAUUCAUUACGUAGACUUGUCUGUAAUUCAUCUUAAAUGUGAAACGCGCUCCUUCCACUGCCUUAUAUUUCUUCCAUCUCAUCAUUAAACAUAUUUCAAAGUG
Molecule: messenger RNA, 6497 nt
Organism: Betta splendens (Siamese fighting fish)
Lineage: Eukaryota; Metazoa; Chordata; Actinopteri; Anabantiformes; Osphronemidae
Gene: trpa1b
Product: transient receptor potential cation channel, subfamily A, member 1b
Exons: 29
Coding region: 2814-6320 (1168 amino acids)
Biological process (GO): monoatomic ion transport; transmembrane transport
Cellular component (GO): membrane
Molecular function (GO): protein binding; monoatomic ion channel activity
Source: RefSeq, a predicted model, not a curated record